UUCUUUUUUAACCCUUUCUUUUUCUCUCUUUUCUCAAAUGAAUCCUCAGAGCCUUUUGGCUUCGGCAGCCAUUAACAUAGGAUUGGCCUUAGUGAUUCUGUUUCUCUUCUCCAUUUUGAAGAAACAGCCUUCAAACGCUCCCAUAUACUACCCUCGUCCUCUUUCCAAACGACAUCCGAUCAUCUUCCCCCCUCCUUUCUCUCUGGCUCGUUUCUUUCCUUCCUUUUCUUGGAUCCCUCGAGCCUUUCGUUUCACUGAAGAUGAAAUCCUUGCAACCAGUGGGCUUGAUGCUCUUGUUGUUGUAAGACUCUUCAAGUUCGGGAUCAAUUUCUUUGCUGUUUGCUCUCUUGUUGGAUUGUUGAUACUCCUACCGAUUAAUUAUGCUGGACAGAGUGACCCAUCUGGAAGUUACCGUUCCAUGGAUUCUUGCACAAUAUCUAACAUCAAAAGAGGUUCUAACAUGCUUUGGGUGCAUUUUAUAUGCUUGUGGUUUAUAUCUUUUUAUGGAUUAUACCUUUUGUACAGGGAAUAUUCUGAGAUUUUGGUGAAAAGGAUUCAACAGGUGCAGAACCUGAAGCAUCAUCCUGAUCAGUUUACGACUCUAGUUCGACAAGUUCCAUUCUGCAAUGAACACAAGGCUCGUGGCUGUAGUGUUGAUCACUUCUUUUCUAAACAUCAUCCUCACAGUUAUCAUUCUUACCAAAUGUUAUAUGAUGGGAAAGACAUUGAAGAUCUGUUGAACCAGGUGAGAUAUAUUCAUCAGAAGAUACAAGACUUAAAAAAGAGAUGUACAGUAAAGAAACAAGAUGAGGAAAUGUUAUGCUUGGAUGAAUAUCGAGAUGAUUAUGUGAAAGCAGCCCUGCUUGAGGAAAAGCUUCAGGAACUCUGUCAUAAGAUUCGUCAUUUACAGAGUGAAGAUAUGCUCAAAGAAAAGGAAUUGCCUGUUGCCUUUGUCACAUUCAAAUCCCGCUGGGGAGCUGCUUUGGCCGCCCAAGCUCAGCAUCACAUGAAUCCACUUCUAUGGAUCACUGAAGUAGCUCCAAAACCAAGUGAUGUCUCAUGGAGGAAUCUGGAAAUUCAAUAUAAAUUUUUACCGCUUUACAAAAUCAUAGUGAUUCUUGCUGCAUCACUUCUUACAGUUUUCUUUGCAGUCCCAGUCACAGCUGUUCAAGGAAUAGCUAAAUUUGAGAAACUUAAGAGAUGGUUUCCUCCAGCCAGGGCUAUAGAAUUGAUACCAGGAUUAUCCUCUGUAGUGACGGGUUACCUUCCCAGUGCCAUCCUCAAAGGAUUUCUAUGCAUUGUUCCAUUUGCAAUGUUUGCCAUGGCUAAAGUGAGUGGCUCUAUCUCAAAGAGCAAGGCGGAGAUCAAAGCUUGCAACAUGGUUUUCUAUUUUCUUGUGGGAAAUGUUUUCUUUUUGAGCUUGAUAUCGGGGUCCUUGCUUGAUGAAAUUGGAGAAUCUUUUAGUCAUCCUAAGAACUUGCCUGGUCAUCUUGCUAGCCUUGUCUCUUCUCAAGCAGAUUUCUUUAUGACAUACAUCUUGACAGAGGGGCUCUCAGGAUUUUCUUUGGAGAUUCUUCAGCCUGACUUACUAUUGUGGACUCUUAAAAAGUCAUACACCUAUGGCCGAGGAAAGGAGAAAGACUUAUAUCUUUAUUCACUACCAUACUUUAGAAUCAUCCCGACUGUCUCCCUUUCCAUACUGAUUGGUAUAGUGUAUGCAGUUGUUGCUCCAUUGUUGCUCCCAUUUCUUAUUAUCUACUUCUUCCUAGGCUAUGCUGUGUAUAUCAAUCAGAUUCAGGAUGUAUACGAUACUGUUUAUGACACAUGUGGUCAAUUUUGGCCAUUCAUUCAUCAUUAUAUAUUUGUUGCAAUCAUUCUUAUGCAAAUUACUAUGAUUGGUCUCUUUGGACUGAAAUCGAAACCAGCUGCUUCUAUAUCCACCAUUCCCCUUAUAUUGCUGACCAUAAUGUUCAAUGAGUACUGCAAGAUCCGCUUUCUUCCUACAUUUCGAGGAUACUCUAUUCAGAAUGCCGUUGAGAAUGAUGAACUCGAUGAGAAAAGUGGUCAGAUGGAAGCUAGCUAUGUGAAAGCAGUUGGAGCCUAUCGCCAACCGUCUCUGCGUCCAGUGAGUUUUACACAACCGGAGUCCAACUUGACACAACCAUUGAUAACUUCGUUGUAAUUUUACUCAAGAUUAUUUGCUCUAAUUCCUUGUAUGUUACAUCCCUCGACACCAUUUUAUUCCAGAUAGUUA
Messenger RNA from Durio zibethinus, 2254 nucleotides. RefSeq names its product Early-responsive to dehydration stress protein (ERD4). Gene Ontology annotation, molecular function: calcium-activated cation channel activity. Gene Ontology annotation, cellular component: plasma membrane. NCBI's taxonomy places the organism in Eukaryota, Viridiplantae, Streptophyta, Magnoliopsida, Malvales, Malvaceae. The record is from RefSeq and is a predicted model, not a curated record.